Gambusia affinis (western mosquitofish) is the source of this 7496-nucleotide messenger RNA. It is a transcript of the gene ankrd39, whose product is annotated as ankyrin repeat domain 39. NCBI's taxonomy places the organism in Eukaryota, Metazoa, Chordata, Actinopteri, Cyprinodontiformes, Poeciliidae. The coding region runs from base 779 to 1327 and encodes 182 amino acids. The transcript has 4 exons. The record is from RefSeq and is a predicted model, not a curated record. Gene Ontology annotation, molecular function: protein binding.
GUUGGCGUUGACGGAGUUUGAGAUAGAUGGAUGGAUGGAUGGAUGGAUGGAUGGAUGGAUGGAUGGAUGGAUGGAUGGAUGGAUGGAUGGAUGGAUAGAUAGAUAGAUAGAUAGAUAGAUAGAUAGAUAGAUAGAUAGAUAGAUAGAUAGAUAGAUAGAUAGAUAGAUAGAUAGAUAGAUAGAUAGAUAGAUAGAUAGACACGAGUUGAAAUAUGCUUUUUCUUACUACACAUUACAUUUUAAAACACAUUCCAAUAUAAAUGUUUAUACAUUUAAGAUGUCAUUUUUACCUUUCAGGAUCAUGCUGAAAAUGUAUUCCUGAUAUUUACGGAUAUCUUUCAGCACGAAGUUUGCAUGUUCGCGCUUUUCCUGCUGGGUUCUUUCUGGGUAUUCUACGUCUCUCCAAGGGUCCAAAAAAUGCAUGUCAGUUCGUUUGAAAGGUGCCUACCCAGUGCACCGGUUCCCUCCCCGGCUUACAAAUGGAGCGCACCUUUCAGUUUAGCGUUAGCAUCUAUCCAUCCUGAACUCAUACAUUUCGUUUAUUUGAAAACAGCUGCAGGUUACGCUGAUAGUACAGUUUUCUGCAUACUAUUGUUUUUGGAAAUGACAUCUUAAUAUCACAAAACUUCUCCUGUCAGUGGUGAAUGUGUUGUUAUGCGGUAAGACAUGAAGUUUUGGACUACAAGCAUGUCUGUUUUCAUAAGUGUUGUGCCUUUCUGCGGUUCCAAAAUUGGGGUUUAAACUCCGCUGUUUGUCAGCUGUCCUUCCAGUUACAGCCAUGUCUGACAAGCACCACUGUUCAUGUUGCUCCCAUCCCGUCUCCUCCCCCAGUGUUCAUCAGACUCUGGAUGAAAUGGAUUUUGAAAGAGGUAUCUGGUCAGCUGCCCUGGAUGGAGACCUGCAGAGAGUCAGGCUCCUUGUUCAGAAGGGGACUGACCCGAACAUGAAAGAUUCAGCUGGGUACACAGCUCUGCACUACGGGAGCCGUAGCGGACAUCUUGCCGUGUGCACGUUUCUCCUCGAGAGCGGCGCAUGUCCGUCCCCUCAGACUCCGGGCGGGGCCACCCCUCUCCACCGAGCAGCGUACUGCGGUCAUCCGGACGUGGUUCGGCUCCUUCUGCAAAGCGGUGCAGAUCCCGCCGUCUGUGAUGACGAUGGUGCGAAUCCUUUGCACAAGGCUGCAGAACAGGGCCACGCUAAAGUGUGCCAGCUGCUUCUCGAGCGUUGCCCUGCACUCUGCAGCCAGGGGAACAAGAAGCUCCAGCUGCCCUACCAGCUGACACAGCAGGGAGAUCUGCAGGAGAUCCUCAAACCACCCCGGUCAUAAUGGAUGGAGAUGCUAACGUCUCACACACACACACACACACACCCACACACACACACACACACGCACACACGCACACACGCAACACACGUCACAAGAUGAAAACCAUACAUGAUGAUGAAGACCGAGUGUGGGAACUCUGGCAGAGUCGGUAAACGUGGAAUAACAAUUUUAACCUCUGGCAUUGUUCCAGUCUUUGAUCUUUAUUUCAUCGCUUUUGUAUCGUCUGUACUUCUCAAACUUCAACAAAACGUGAAAACAUUUCGAAACCUCAUUUUGAAUUCAGUCAAUGAGUUAAUUUUCUGGAUAAGCUUGGUUCCGCUUCUGUGAAGUUUGCUCGAACUAGAGGGUCAAAAACCCUCUGAAAGUUAAAGUUUUAGAAUGUUAAAAGUGGAUCAAAUCUAAUUUAUUUACGUAGCACAUUCAAGAGCAACCGCCUUUGUUCAAAGUGCUGCACACAAAAACAACAAUAAUGACAGUUAUUCCAACAUGGAUAAUAAGAAAAAUAGAAACAUUAAAGGCCCAACAUGUGAAACUCUAUCAGCACCGAUAAACCCGAUUACAGUAAAGACUGCUCCAUAUUGGUUUGGCUGUUCAGGAUGUGGGUGAUUGGUUCUAAUCUCAGACAGCAGGGGGAGCUGUUGCCUAAUGGAAGAUCACAGUGUUUGGCUUUGGUGUGUAAAUUUCAUGGCAGCUAACAAGAGCGAGCUUACUCAGUUUUUCCUUCACACCACUGGAAAACUUAAUAGCGAAAACAACAUGAGCGCAACAGCUAUGACGGUAAGACGGACACCAUCGCUCAGGCAUACUGCUUCUACAAAAUACAAUCUAGCUCUCAAAAGGAUCGAUUGGUUCCUAAAUCAUCCAACUAUUUAAUUUUAGUAGAGUUUUCAGAGUUAUAAACAACAUGAAUAAUGUAUUUUUCCUAGAUCUGAAUAAAACUCAGUUAAAAAACAAAAAAAAAAGAAAAUCCUGCUCAGCUAAAACAGAUGGAAAUACUUUUAGCUGUUGUCUGGCAUGUCUAACAUGUCAAACCAUGUUAAAUAUGUAACACAUGCAUCUACAGGAGGCAGAUUAACCCCCCUCCACCGCUCUGCCCUCCCUCCUCCCUCUGCGAAUGUGCAGAACUUUAAAAGCUCUCCUCCCGUUUCCCUGGAGCCCACGCGGAUCGGGAACCAACGGCAGAAAAACUUCUCGCUGCAGCCUGGCGCACUUUCAUUGGGUCCGCCGGUGGGUGGUGUUUCCAACCACAUCCAUGCCGUGACUGGAGGGGUGCCAGGCCACAUCUGGAGCUCAUUGCUGCUGACGCCACACAGCACACGGAGAUGGGGUGUCAGGAGGGGGUAGGUUGGGGUUGGGGUAGGGGGGGGCUGUAUUUCAGCUCGGUGGAUCUUUGCCAGGAGAGCUGUUUAUGCUCGGUGACAAGUUCCUUCCCCCACCUACCCCCAACACAGCGGAGGAGCUGGAGCCGGUCGUAUCCCCACUGAAUGUCAAGUGACAGUGAAGGCAAGCGGGUUUCUGGGGCCUUUAUUCAUCUCAGUGACACAAAAAAAAAACCCAAGAAAAAGUACUUUCAGAGUUGAGAGGCUGCUUUACAUGACACCCUGACUAAUAGACCAGCCCCACAGCAUCCUCUAAAAGUGUCCCACUGCAACAUUCUGUGAAACACGAUCAAAGUUGAUGCUUUAGAUUUGUGAGCAGUGAGGUAAUGAAAACCCACUGCAGGAAUGUCGAAGGCCUCAGUCGUUACUGAUCAUUUUUCCUGACCUGGUUUGAAUUUGUUUCAUGUCGAAACAGAUUGAUUUUUUUUUUUCGUCCCUCCUUUUGAAAUAGGUCUACCUAUAUGGGCUGGGAGUUUUCACUUAAAGUGAAGACUUGGACAGGCUUCCAGAAGUUUCAGGAGUUAAGAUCGCUGCUCUAUUUAGCAAGCUUUAUUUGGAAAGCAAUGAAACUUCCUGGGCCUGGAACCCACUUCCACCAUAAUGAGUCCAACUUAAACCGGUACUGGAUGUUAUUUUCCCCUGAAAUAGAAGGUGGUCUGUGUGCCAUGCUUGCACAACGGGAUUUUUAGUCUCGUUUUAUACAGUACGCUUGUCUGCGAGUAGAUAAUGAGAACGACUUGUCAUCAGACCUCUGGAGGCUGACAAAUAUCUCUAUGCAGAAGAGGUGGCUUUGGAACGGAACACACAAAGAAAUAUAUAUGAACCAACACAUAAAUAUAUAAUAUGGUUUUCUUUUAUUUAUAUAUAUAUAUAUAUAUAUUUUUUAAUGGGAAUCUGUCUAUCUUCUCAAGAUGUAAACUUAUAUCAUUUGCUAUCAUUUUUAGCACAAUUGAAUUAAAAAUAAAACAAAUUCUUUGUGAAUUUCUGGGAGAUAUGUAGUAUUUAGGCUUUAAAUCUAGAAACCGAAACAGUGGACUGAAUGAAGGAUUGAUGAAAAGAACAAAAGGAUGGAUGGAUGGAUUAAUGAAUCCGUCCAUCCUAAAAUUUUCCAUCCACAAAGGAUGGAAAAUUUUAUAGAGAGAGGGUUGGAAAGAUAGAUGGUAGAUUGGAUGGAUGGAUGGAUGGAAUAACGGAUAUAUGGAGGAACUGAUGGCUGGCUGGAUUGAUGGAUCGAUAGAUUGAUGGAAGGAAUAACGGAUGGAUGGAUGGAUGGACAGCUGGAAGAAUAGAUGAUGGAUGGAGGAACUGAUGGAUGGACGGAUGGAUGGAACUUUUAUACAAAAGAAUCAACAAUAAAUGUUCUAUAGAUGUCCAGCGCUGGAAAUGGUUAAACUAAAUCCAGCUCCAUCCUGUCCCAGAACCAGGUAUUUUGUUUGCAUUUAAAUGUUGGUUUUCACAGAUGAGAGCAUCACCUGGUUCUUAUCUCCCCUGUCUCCACCUAGACAAAAGCUUCCUAGCAGCCCUGGCAGAGCCGGGGCCCAUCAGACCCAAAGUAAUCAAGUAAAUGGCUGGCAGAUGGAGCGCGCCAUACUCGGGGGUUAGAGAACAGCUUCACGUUCUGCAUCCUGCUCCGGCGAGGCUCUGGGCGAUGGGGGCGUGUGUAAUCAAAUAUAUGGGAGCUGAUCUUCAGAGUUGCCUUAUAAUCCAAUUUGGCCCCGCUCCCACUUCAAAAGAAGCGUGUUGUCUGCUGGUUGAUGGGAUGUUGCAGAUCUUACACGCCCGCUUUCCAGGUCAGUGGGUGAUGGGAUCCAUGAGUCCAGAGGCCGUAGAUCAGCUCGUCCAGGCAGACAGCUCUGCGGUUAUGGGAAAUGUCAGAGUUAUCAGGUGAUCCAGCCAAACACAAACAGAAUUAACUGAUGCGUGUGUGUGCGUGCGUGUGUGUGUUACUGUCAUAUAUUAUUCUCCAAAGCAAAAAUGUUUUAAAAUGCAUGCGAUGGAAGCCAAGUCUUCAACUAUUCUGAAAUCCACACAUCUGGUUGAUAUCAAAACAUGGCAGACAUCAUGCAUGAUUGAGAAAAAGUUCCUGGGUGUAAUUAUGUACAGUCAACAUGCUGCACCUCUUGUGUGAGCGUGGGUACAUCUUGGGAGGGGAAAGUUUAUUUCCCCAGAUGUGUUUUUUUUUUUCUGUCUUUCUUUGUGCCCUGGAAUGGAUGGCUACGUUUCAUUUUUUUAUUGAUUAUGGAGAUGUAAUCUUCUCGAAAGCUUUGCCAGAGAAACAACAUAAGCUGUUCCAUAUGACUGAAAGGGCAAUUAAUGGAGGAUUUGGAGUCAGAUAUCUGGGGCCGUUCAUGGCAGACUGUUGUUAGAAAUCACGCAGUAAUUUAUCACCCCUGAAUCUCCACAGGAGCUUUCCAAAUCAACCGUGCUCCCCUUGUUGUGUUGCUCAAAAGUUUUCCAGUCUGUUAUUUAUUUGCGUCCGCUGUUUGCUUAAGACAAUUUGAAACCUAAUGUCUGCUUUUACCUUUCUGUCCUAUAAACAAAAAAGAUCUUUUCUGCAUUCAGAUACAAUAAAAUUAGGUAAUUACCCACACUGUAAACAAUUAGGAAUGUUUACAAGAAAGUCCUGAUGAUGAUAGCUUUGCUUUGUGAGCUUCUGAUAAGUUAAUUGACCACAUCUGAGUUAAAUGGAGGAAGUAUUUUAACGCAACACCUCAACUGUACAGCUUCCUUUGGGUGACAUGAAGGGAGAAUCAAAAGACAUCAGGAAAGAAAGAGUUCUGUCAAGUAUCAAACGCUUCACGCUGCACUCAGUCAAUCACCCGUUCACACGCUAAUGGUGGAAAGUUACAGUUCAGUAGCUUGCCACCAUCAGAUCACCACCAGCAGGCAAGUUGGGUGAAAUGUCUUGGACAAGGACACAAUGACACGUGGCGGGGAUUAAACUGGCAAUCCACCUAUUGCGUAGCAAACUCCUCCUAACUCAUGUUCAUCAUUAAAUAAAUAUUUGGAAGCAUACAACAACUCCUCAAAUGCCCAGCCUUCUUACCCUUCAGGAAGAAGAUGUGUUCAGUAUACCAGAGAUGAACAUGUUUGAACAGCAAGAGAAUGCCGUUAUUCAGAGUGUAACGAGUCUUGUACCAACAUGGACUGAAAGGCCACUCAGUGGAUGAAAGGCCAAGUAAAAAUUUGUUUGUUUUCUCAGGUAUUGUAUGCACUGGGCCUUAGAGGAGUGGAUGCCCCUGAGGAACUGCACAAUGUAGUUCCAUUUCUAUAAUUAGGCUUCUUCUUGGUUUGCUCUUUGAUUGCUACGGCCUCAUUUACCUUUCUUGCUGUCCAGUCCUCAGUAAGUUCCCUCAGCGUUCUGCCCCCUGGCUCUCCGAGUCAGUUGGAGAAUUCACCUCAAGGUUUUCUGCAGGUCUCCUCACCGUUCCCCUGGCUGCUCCCCUGUUUUGCACUGUGUGGACUCACCACCGUCAACCCACCAUACUUACCUGCCUGUCCAUCCUUCAACCAUCCUUUGUUUGCUCCACCUUCGUAAGGAAGAAGAAAACAAAAGGGGAAACACCACCAACAAACGCCACUCCCCACCAUCAGUCAACCUCAGCCUCUGUGGGUAAAUUCGCCUCCUCCUUGGAAACCCCAGUAAAGCUUUCUUUCUUCCUCCUCAUCCCGUCAUCAUAUUUUUACCUUUCAUCACCCCCUACCUCUGCUCCUCAGUGCCUCUGCGGUAGACCUUCACAGAGUUAAAAAAAGAGCCAUCAUAGGCCUGUCGGAAUAAGGAGGAUACCUGAAAGACGGUGGCUUAUUUGUGUGUGGAAACGUUAACUUUACCUUUAAUGCAACAGUGAGGUCAUCCAUCGCUGUAAAUGCGGUUUUGUGCACCGACUGAAGUCACCGCUUCAGGUCGUUCCCGGACAUCCUGAAGCUCUUCCGGCAUGAUGCAAGCAGUACUGACCUUUGUAGAUUGUCAUGUUUACAUUAUGCCAUUGGGAGUCUUAUCACUUCUCAGCACCAUAAAAGACAACAUAAGAGCAAAGAAAGGAAAUUUUGGUGACUUAUUCAUUGUGUUUGUGCAGUGGUGCUCCAAAAUAAAACUCAUUGAGCGUUUGAAAUUCAACGAUCUUCCACGCUGAAGCCUUCAGAUACAUUUUCAGUUGCUCACAGACCCUAGUGAGCCAAGCUGAGGAGCAAAGGUGACAAUCAGUCACACCUAAAGCAGAGGAGCUGGCAGGUAGUCCCCAACAAUAGCAAACAGCAAAAUGGUCGCAAUGGUGGUGACAAUCCUUCCUUUCAGCCCGGCUCGCUGCAGGGAAUGCAACACCGGGCUGCACGUGUAAUUGAACAAGAUGGGUACGCUGAUGAACUACGACUCAUAGAGACAUGCCGCAGCUCUGUCAGCAGGUGCCCAGCACACACUGGUCCAUUCAUAUGCGCAUUCCUGUCUCUCUGCUCGCCGCCCAGCAGGUUCCUCCCAGGCCACUCAGGACAGGGGCUGACACACACAAAGGGUCUUCAAUCUGCCUCUGACAACAGCCAGCAUAAAGGCCUGGAAAGCCACAACAGCAUUAUGUCAAAGAGCCGGCUGGGGGUAGAGAGCAACGCUUGUGGAUGGGAGGGGGGCACAGUGUAGGACGUGGGGUGCAGGGCACUGCCGAUGGAUGGAUGAGGGCUGGACACAGCCAGCACGGUGGAAGGCCUGGCUGAGUUUUUUUUUUUUUUUUUUUUGUCUAUAAAGGAGGAUAUUUGUUCUCAUUUGGUAACAAUGGAAUGCAAGCGCACACACACACACA